UCAGACCAGAGCCGCUCUUGUCCGCCGGGUGGAGUUUGAAUCAGUCCGCGACACAAAGCCCAGGGAUGGAGGUGAGUGAGGAGCCGCUGCAACGUCGCUGGGACUCCGCGUGACUGGAGAUCCGUUCACUACUACGUCCGGACCGUUGGACACUGAGCUGCAGGGACCCCCUGGCUCUUCACCAGACAAGCGAACCAUCUGCUGCACACACUUUUUCUUUGUUUACAUCCCUCUCACCAGAGGGAGGCUCCGCUCAAAUAACAAACAUCUGAUAAAGAGGCCAUCAUUGCACCGCAGCAGCUGUAAAGACUUUAUCUUCCUUUUCCUGGAAUUGAAAUCAACCAAAGAUCACUAAACCAGCUCAUGGUGAAAAUAAUGAAAUUCAGUCAUUUUGCCCAAGAGGGCGACGCCAAGAUGGAGACUUUUAUAUUUAUUGAUUAUGUGUUCAGCACCAGGAGAAGCUCCGUCCCGUAGUUGUCUUGAUGAAGCCCUUUUUCUGACAAUAGAUCAGGGCCACUUGCCCUGAGUGGAGGUGGACUGUUGCACCUCCUCUACCACCGGCUGUGCUCAUUGAUUGCAGCUAUUUAAUAGAUAUAAUUUACCUCCUGACGUCAACAUGGAGCUCUUCUUCAACCCCUUUGACAACCUGGUGUGUAUCCUGCUGGGCAUCUCCUUCACCGUGUGGUUCACCCUGCUGCUGGUCUUCAUCAUCGUGCCUGCCAUCUUAGGGGUGUCCUUUGGCAUCCGGCGUCUGUACAUGAAAACAUUGUUAAAGAUUUUUGAGUGGGCCACACUCAGGAUAGAGAGAGGAGCGAAAGAAAAUAAUCACCUCUUAUACAAACCCUACUCAAACGCAAUCAUUGCAAAGGAGCCCACCUCCUUGGAGCAGGAGAUCAAGGAGAUCCGGCGGAGCGGCAGCAACAGAGACCUGGACUCUGCCUCUGAGUUUGAGAUGUCGGACAUCUUCUAUUUUGCUCGGCGAGGAGUGGCGAGCAUCAUGGACGAUGAGGUGACUAAGCGGUUCUCUGCUGAGGAGUUGGAGUCCUGGAAUCUGCUGACCCGCAGUAACAACAACUUCCACUAUAUCAGCCUGAGACUGACCGUCCUAUGGGGGCUGGGCCUGCUGAUCCGCUACGGGUUCCUGCUGCCUCUUAGGGUAACUCUUGCCUUCACUGGUGUAGGCCUCCUUGUGUUCCUCACCUGUGUUAUCGGUCUGCUGCCGAAUGGAAGGAUGAAAAAUCUUCUGAGUAAGAAAGUCCAUUUGAUGUGCUACAGAAUAUGUGUCAGAGCUCUGACGGCCAUCAUAACCUACCACGACAGUGAGAAUAAACCUAAAAAUGGCGGCAUCUGUGUCGCUAACCACACCUCGCCCAUUGAUGUCAUCAUCCUGGCCAGCGACAGCUGCUAUGCUAUGGUCGGCCAAAUUCAUGGUGGCCUGAUGGGUGUCAUUCAGAGAUCUAUGGUCAAGGCCUGCCCACACAUUUGGUUCGAACGUUCAGAAGUCAAAGACAGACAUCUAGUGGCCAAAAGAUUGAGUGACCACGUAGAGGAUAAAACUAAACUGCCCAUUCUGAUUUUCCCAGAGGGUACCUGCAUUAACAACACGUCAGUCAUGAUGUUUAAGAAGGGCAGUUUUGAGAUUGGUGCCACAGUCUACCCCGUGGCCAUCAAGUAUGAUCCCCGAUUUGGAGAUGCCUUCUGGAACAGCAGCAAGUUCGGCAUGGUGAACUACCUGUUACGUAUGAUGAGCAGCUGGGCCAUCGUCUGCAGCGUGUGGUACCUCCCACCCAUGUCCAGAGAGGAGGGAGAGGAUGCCGUACAGUUUGCCAAUCGUGUAAAGGCAGCCAUUGCAAGGCAAGGGGGUCUGGUCGACCUCCUGUGGGAUGGAGGACUGAAGCGCGGAAAGGUAAAAGAAACCUUUAAAGAAGAACAGCAGAAACUGUACAGUAAAAUGCUGGUGGGGACCCAGGAAGACCGCAGUCGCUCCUGAAACCCAUUGAUGGAGGAGGAGGACUGGCUCAGAGACCCAUGCACACACCUCUGACUGUGUGUAGGCAAUCAGUGGGGCUCGCUCUCUACACUCCUGGACUGGAAAAGUUCCCUCUCAGAUGUCAACAGUGCUCCAUUUGGCUUCCUCGGUCACUGCCUCAGCCUGGCAUGUUCAGUUUGCACCGCGGCUACGGCUCUUUCUCAGUCUGCUGCCUUCUGUUGGAGCAGCUUGACUGAGGCCUUGCUUGCGUUAGAAAUAAAAAAUGAGUCUUGUCUUCCUCGGUGGCAGCCUUUUGAGGGAAAACAUUAUUAUUAUUAUUAUUAUUAUUAUUGAGAUCCUGUCUUUGUUUGAUAGUUUUAACUUUUUAAUUUCAUUUCACCAAUGGAUUUCUGUUGCAGACAAGCUCUUGUUUCUGUUUUUUGGUGGGUUUUUUUUCCACAGAAUGUUGAAAGACGUCACAUUAUGAAGUAGAAAUUGUUCACCCACUGUUACUGAUGGAGGUUAAUGGACUGAGGCACAUGUUCCUGUUCCAGUUAAAGGGAUUAUAGUCCAUUAAUAAAGAAUUUAUUUUAAUGCUUUUAGCAUUGUCAACAUGGGAAAAUUACCAUCACGAUUGGUCUCCUGACCCAAACAGUUACACGUUCCUACUAAUACACUUCCUGGUAUUGGCUUUCUGCCUUUGCAGAGAACAUCUCGCCUAAUUUAUUUCAACUGAACUCUAAAAUCUAUUGUCUUAAUCAUCCCCGCCCCUCAUUAGUGAUCUUUCUCGUCCGCGGCCUCUCCAGGGAGGUUUGAAGGAAAGUCUGAGUGCAGCUGUGGUUCAGACUCCUCUUUUAGGCCCAGGAACAUGGCGGAAGGCUUCCUGGGUUCCUUCUUGAGGCGUUCACCCCUCUAGUUGGCUGUUAUCAGGGAUUGUCAAUUAGAUGAUGUCCAAUCUGUUAAUGAAAAUAAAUGUUCAAGAAUGUGACUAUA
Molecule: messenger RNA, 2962 nt
Organism: Pleuronectes platessa (European plaice)
Lineage: Eukaryota; Metazoa; Chordata; Actinopteri; Pleuronectiformes; Pleuronectidae
Product: glycerol-3-phosphate acyltransferase 4
Exons: 13
Coding region: 617-1990 (457 amino acids)
Biological process (GO): triglyceride biosynthetic process
Cellular component (GO): endoplasmic reticulum
Molecular function (GO): glycerol-3-phosphate O-acyltransferase activity
Source: RefSeq, a predicted model, not a curated record